This is a messenger RNA of Schistocerca nitens (vagrant locust), 2288 nucleotides long. RefSeq names its product mucin-1-like. The record is from RefSeq and is a predicted model, not a curated record. Lineage: Eukaryota; Metazoa; Arthropoda; Insecta; Orthoptera; Acrididae. The transcript has 4 exons. Bases 90 to 2288 code for a protein of 732 amino acids.
GCGACACUGCUAACGCCAAAAAUCUUUGUUGAUUUUGUUUUGAACAUUACAUUGUGUUUACGAGAGGUGGUGAGCAACAUUUCUGGGUCAUGGAUCGGAAAUAUAAUCAUCGGCUGCUGACCCAUGUCCACCUCAUCCCUGAGCCGAUUAUAGACAGAGGACCGAUACAAUACAGUCCUCCGGCCCCAGCAAAACGACGUGUGGUGCAGCAGCAGCAGCCACAGACGCGUGAGGUGCGUCCGCGUCUGCUGCUGCAUACGCCUGAGGUGCGUCCGCGUGUGCUGCUGCGUACGCCUGAGGUGCGUCCACAUCUGCUGCUGCAUACGCCUGAGGUACGGCCACCUCUGCUGCAGACACCUGAGGCGCGGUCGAUUCUGCUGCAGACGUCUGAGGCCGAUGCGCCUCUACUGCAGAUACCUGAGCCGCGGCGGCCUCUGCUGCAGACGCCUGAGAAGCAGCCGCCUCUGUUGCAAACACCUGAUGCACGGCGGCCUCUGCUGCAGACGCAUGAGGUGCAGCCGCUUGUGUUGCAAACACCUGAUGCGCGGCUGCCUCUGCUUCAGGCGCCUGAGGUGCGGUCGCCUCUGCUGCAAACACCUCAAGUGCGUCCACCUCUUCUCCAAACGCCUGAGGUGCGGGAGCCUCUGCUGCAGGCACCUGAGGUGCGGGAGCCUCUGCUGCAGGUGCCUGAUGCGCGGCUGCCUCUACUGGAGACACCUGAGGUGGGGGAACCUCUGAAGCAGACACCUGAGAUGCGGGAGCCUCUGCUGCAGACACCUGAGGCACGGAUGCCUCUGCUGCAGACACAUGACGUGCGGCCGCCUCUGCUGCAGAAGCCUGAUGCGCGGCCGCAUCUGCUGGAGACGCCUGAUGCGCGGCCGCAUGUGCUGGAGACGCCUGAUGCGCGGAUGCCUCUGCUGCAGACACCUGACGUGCGGCCGCCUCUGCUGCAGAAGCCUGAUGCGCGGCCGCAUCUGCUGGAGACGCCUGAUGCGCGGCCGCAUCUGCUGGAGACGCCUGAUGCGCGGCCGCAUCUGCUGGAGACGCCUGAUGCGCGGCCGCAUCUGCUGGAGACGCCUGAUGCGCGGCCGCAUCUGCUGGAGACGCCUGAUGCGCGGCCGCAUCUGCUGGAGACGCCUGAUGCGCGGCCGCAUCUGCUGGAGACGCCUGAUGCGCGGCCGCAUCUGCUGGAGACGCCUGAUGCGCGGCCGCAUCUGCUGGAGACGCCUGAUGCGCGGCCGCAUCUGCUGGAGACGCCUGAUGCGCGGCCGCAUCUGCUGGAGACGCCUGAUGCGCGGCCGCACCUGCUGGAGACGCCUGAUGCGCGGCCGCACCUGCUGGAGACGCCUGAUGCGCGGCCGCACCUGCUGGAGGCACCUGAUGCGCGGCCGCACCUGCUGGAGACGCCUGAUGCGCGGCCGCACCUGCUGGAGACGCCUGAUGCGCGGCCGCACCUGCUGGAGACGCCUGAUGCGCGGCCGCACCUGCUGGAGACGCCUGAUGCGCGGCCGCACCUGCUGCAGACGCCUGAUGCGCGGCCGCACCUGCUGCAGACGCCUGAUGCGCGGCCGCACCUGCUGCAGACGCCUGAUGCGCGGCCGCACCUGCUGGGGGCGCCUGAUGCGCGGCCGCACCUGCUGGAGGCGCCUGAUGCGCGGCCGCACCUGCUGCAGGCGCCUGAUGCGCGUCCUCCCCUGCUGCAGGCGCCUGAUGCGCGUCCUCCCCUGCUGCAGGCGCCUGAUGCGCGUCCUCCCCUGCUGCAGGCGCCUGAUGCGCGUCCUCCCCUGCUGCAGGCGCCUGAUGCGCGUCCUCCCCUGCUGCAGGCGCCUGAUGCGCGGCCGCCCCUGCUGGAGACGCCUGAUGCGCGGCCGCCCCUGCUGCAGACGCCUGAUGCGAGGUCACGUCUGCUGCAGACACCUGAGGUGCGUUCACCUCUUCUGCGAAUGCCUGAUGCGCGGCCGGCUCUGCAGCAGACAUUUAAGGCGCGGCCGUCUCUGCUGCGGUCGCAGCUGCUGGCGCAGCAGAGCCAACAUCUGUCCAUGACACAGGGCCCUGUGUGUAGCUACGCCGCAAGUGACGAGCACAGUCACAGAGGCAGAAGUGAUAUUGGUACAGGUAAGUCAAAAAUGGAGAAAAAAUCUCAUUUUAACAUACAUUUUAAUAUGAUAUCACGUAUGAUACCUAUGUUGAUACAGGAAGAUACAUAUAAUCUUAACAACAGUAUUGUUCUAAACGUUUCAUGUAAUGCUGCUAUUGACAGAAACUUAACUCAAAUUCACUUUUCAUGA